This is a messenger RNA of Pseudoliparis swirei, 1980 nucleotides long. RefSeq names its product EEIG family member 2-like. The transcript has 11 exons. The record is from RefSeq and is a predicted model, not a curated record. Lineage: Eukaryota; Metazoa; Chordata; Actinopteri; Perciformes; Liparidae. Bases 345 to 1220 code for a protein of 291 amino acids.
GGGAUCCACAGUUCUGUCUGUGAUUACGUGUGCGUGUGUAGGUUUGCAUGAGUCACUCUGAGAACGGCCCGGGGAGCACAUCAACCACUAGAGCCUCAUUACUUUUCCAUGGUGACUGUCUGUAUACAAACACUGGCUUCCUCGUCGUAUCCUGCUCCACCCUCAACUUUAUUCUCUUGUGUAUGACUUAUGGGGUUCUAUUACUCCCACUAUUGUCUUUAAACUGACCUCUUCCUGCUGCUUUCUACUAAACACUCUGUAUGUACCGAGUGAAAAUAUGAACGUGUUCAGUACAGAAUCCAGUCCAGGCCAACUGUGUCCACUGGAGGAAGAGAUUCUCUUUCAUGAUUAAGAUGAGUGCUAAUACUGGGACAGGUGUCCUCGACCCCUGUUUUUGCCGGGUGUCUGUGCGAAAGGAAUUGAAGGGAGGAAAAACUUUUGCAAAGCUGGGCUUUGCUGACUUGAACUUGUCUGAGUUAGCUGGUUCUGGCAGCAUUACUCGACGUUGCCUCCUGGAGGGAUACGACACCAAAAACACCAGGCAGGACAACUCUAUUCUGAAGGUUGUCAUCACCACACAACUUAUGUCUGGAGACACCUGUUUUAAGACUCCCCCAUCUACAGCCAUGACUCUGGGAAUCCCACCGGGGGAAGCAGAGUGUCUCCUUGAGGACAGAAAGGGAGGAGUCAUGCACAUAUCCCAUUCACUCACUGGGACUCCAGCAAAGUCAGUAUCAGUCCCAGAGGAGCUGGUAGCAUAUGGUCACUCUAGAACACCCAGCUAUGCCAGCGAACACUCAAAAAUCUCAGGUUACAGCUCGAUUCACUCCAGUUUAACAGAUCUAUGCCAUCGGAGGAGCGGGUCAGGUGGUUCUGCCUCCACAGGCAUCGGCAGCAUCCUGGAAACCAGUGAUCAGCAGGGGCAGAGCAGGACCUCUGCAACCUGUCACCCCUCUACCCCUGUUAAAGUUCCACGACAUCCGGUAAAGCAGAACUCGGUGGAGAAUCAGCUCAAAAGGGUAGACGCCACCAGGGUGGAUGCUGAUGACAUAAUAGAGAAAAUCCUGCAGAGCCAGGACUUCAGCCAUAGUGUCUUGGACUCCAGUACAGAGGAGGAGGGGCUGAGCUUGUUUGUUGGUCCUGGAGGGAGUACCGCUUUAGGAAGCCAGCAUAUGAGGGUCGCAGCUGGAGCCUUUGAGCAGGUGGUGUUCAAGCGCUAGGCUUUGGGAAGCAUGUGCCUGCCAUAAGGGUGCCAUAUUACACUAAUGCGGGGUAUACAACACUGAGUUGUGGAGGUGCCAUCAGAACUUGCUCCCGCCUCACUCCAUGAGAUUUCAUUUAUUUUAUGCAAUCUCUGUGUCUGACCUACAUGGUGCGUGGACCAGGAGAGACCCCUAGUGUUUAAGAUGUGGAGGUGAAGGCCACAAUUGCAACAUCUUGGUAAAUGAAAUGACUGAUUACGGACAUUUCUGUUGGUCUUCUAUGACAACAAUGAUUAGGGAUUGCCACUGUAAUUCUACAUAUGUUGACCCAUCCCCGUUAUUUAAAACGUAUGCUGACCAAACGUGUUUUUAUUUUGCUAUGGUUGAUUUUGUUUCACCAUUUUACUUGUACCUUAAGUGGCUGGAGGGGACUGCGACCUUUCCUUGAAGUUCCAUUAAAUGUAAGUAAUAGAAAACUGACAUUGUGAAAUUGAUGGUGGUUUCACCUAUUUCCUCACCUGGUUGUGAGGGAGGAUGAGUGCAUUUAAAAUACCAUGAAGUUUUCAUGUUUUGUACCUUCAGUAUGAUGUCUUUUUGGGGUGUGCAUGUGCACAUGUCUGUUGAAUGUAAAUUCAUAAUUAAAAGAUGGAAUUUCAUUUUACCACUGAUUUUUGUAAAUGUGCAAAGGCACAUGUAAUAUAUGUAUGUAUUGAAAGCCAUGUGCUUAUGUUUCUAAGAUGUUAGAAUGUGAAUGUAAAAAUAAAAUUAAAAAAAUGUG